GAAUGUAGGGGGGAAGAAAUUUGGCGUGACAGCUCCUCACAUCUUCACAUUGAUUUUAAUGGGAGUCUCCAACAAAAAGAGCUAUUCGGGCGGAGAAAGCGACAAUUUCUCCAUUAAUUUGAGCGAGGAUGAAAGAUUCGUGUUUGAGGAUAUUGAUAGCGAAGGACUAGAAAAAAUAUAUAUAUAAAUAAGUUUAAAAAAAACGCGAUUGCAUUGGGACGGAUUCAGAUGUUUUUAGACACAUUUACUAGGAAAAUUCUGGGAAACCGCUUAUCUUUCUAUUGUGUUGCUAGUGUUUUAGUGAAUUUAACAGUACCUGAUAGUCGGAGGUGUGUGUCCACGGGUGUGUUGACGCGCAGUGUCUCAGGGAAGUCGACGGCAGCUUUAUGGACGGGGCAAGCUCAGCUGAUCUCCGUGGUUCCCUCUCCGGCCAAACAGAAGGCCAAGAUGGACGACAUAGUUGUUGUGGCCCCAGGCACUCAGUCCAUGAGAAACAUCCACAACGACCCUGAUGUCAUUAAGCUCCAGGAGAUUCCCACAUUUCAGCCUCUCUUGAAAGGAGUGCUGAGUGGUCAGACGUCGCCCAGCAGCGUGUGUCUGGAGAGACUGGACCCCCCACAGGUCUUGCAGCUCUGCCUCCGCUACCAAGACCACCUGCAUCAGUGCGCCGAGGCCGUCUCCUUCGACCAGAACGCUUUAGUCAAGCGCAUCAAAGAGAUGGACCUGUCUGUAGAGACCUUGUUCAGCAUCAUGCAGGAGCGUCAGAAGCGCUACGCCAAGUACGCCGAGCAGAUCCAGAAGGUGAACGAGAUGUCAAUGAUCCUGAGACGCAUCCAGAUGGGCAUCGACCAGACGGUUCCGCUGAUGGAGCGCCUCAACAACAUGCUGCCCGAGAGCGAACGGCUGGAACCUUUCAGCAUGAGGCCUGACGGGGACUCCGGCGCCAACCGCCUGCUGAGGAGCUUUUGGGUCUGAGUGUUCCGGAACUAAAACUUGCGAGCGCGAGACACGAUUGCAAAUGAGCUCUGGAUGCCCCAGAAAGCUGCGAAAUUGGGAACUCGGUGGAUUUCAAAACAAGAAGAAAGUUUGGAUCUUAUACCUUUCCACUUCAUGGCCUACAUCUUCUUUUUAUGGGAUAUCAUGACGGAUGAAAAUCAUGAGGACGUUUGAAACGUUUCCACUCAUGUACGACUUCUCCAAGGCUAGUUGUAAUUUUCUUUGCUGUAAAAUGAAGGAGAGAAAAAAUAAAUGAAAAAUGUCGUGUUAAGUUGCAUUUUAAAAUAAAACUGUGCCAAAAGAA
Nerophis ophidion (straightnose pipefish) is the source of this 1300-nucleotide messenger RNA. RefSeq names its product BLOC-1 related complex subunit 5 (gene borcs5). The record is from RefSeq and is a predicted model, not a curated record. The transcript is spliced from 5 exons. Gene Ontology annotation, cellular component: cytoplasmic side of lysosomal membrane; BORC complex; synaptic vesicle membrane. Bases 229 to 975 code for a protein of 248 amino acids. NCBI's taxonomy places the organism in Eukaryota, Metazoa, Chordata, Actinopteri, Syngnathiformes, Syngnathidae. Gene Ontology annotation, biological process: positive regulation of anterograde synaptic vesicle transport; organelle transport along microtubule; lysosome localization.